Molecule: messenger RNA, 1146 nt
Organism: Cajanus cajan (pigeon pea)
Lineage: Eukaryota; Viridiplantae; Streptophyta; Magnoliopsida; Fabales; Fabaceae
Product: F-box/kelch-repeat protein At3g23880
Molecular function (GO): protein binding
Source: RefSeq, a predicted model, not a curated record
AUGAUCACAAGGAAGAAGGCCAAUAUUUGUUUGCCUCAAACACUCCCUAACGAAUUGAUCGAAGAAAUUUUGUUGAGAUUGCCAGUGAAAUCUCUAUUGCGUUUCAAAUGUGUGUGUAAGUCUUGGCUUUCUCUUAUCUCGAAUCCUCAAUUUGCUAAAUUGCAUUUUGAUGUAGCCAAAACAACUCAACUUCUUCUAAGAUCAUGUCUAGGUUCCAAAAUUGAUGUUAUAGACAUAGAGGCACCACUUCAUGGGGAUUCUAUGAAAUUGGUCCUCAACAUUCCAAGUUCAUCAACCACUUACAAACGAAAAUCCAUGGUAAACCUUGUGGGCUCUUGUAGAGGAUUAAUACUCUUAACCACUAUCCUUCCAUACUCCAACUUGGUCAAUUUUAUGAUAUGGAAUCCAUCCACAGGUUUCAGUAAACAAUUCAACAAACCAUUUAACAACACUAUUAUAUGUGGAAUUGGGUAUAAUUCAUCAAUUGAUGGCAUAGUAGUGGUAGCGAUUGUAAUAUCACGACCAACUUCAAUAAUUGAAAUAUCGAGCACGGAGGUCCAUUGUUUCUCUUCAAGGACCAAUUCAUGGAGUUAUAUUGAAGUUCCUUUCACAUACCAACUUUUGGGGUUUGAAUUUGGAAACGGAUUAUUCUUAAAUGGAGCUCUUCAUUGGUUGGUUCGCUCCAAUGAUCUUAGCCUCAAAAUUAUUGCAUUUGAUGUGAUGGAAAGGAAGCUAUCAGAGAUUCCACUAUCACAUGAUUUAACUGUUAGAUUACAAACUUACAUAUAUCAUCUGAAGGUAAUCAAAGGAUAUUUGUGUUUGUGGUAUGUAGGGAGUGAGUCUCUCAAGGCUGAAUUGUGGACAAUGAAGGAAUAUAAAGUGCAAGAAUCUUGGACCAAUUCAUUUAUUUUCUCUAAUAUCUAUCCAAUUCAGAGUUUUUAUCCGAUAUAUUUCACCAAAAAUGGUGAAAUUUUGGGUUAUGGUAGGCAUCAUACAUUACUAAAAGUUAAUGAACAAGGUGAGUUGCUUGAUCACAGUAAAGUUAGGAGGUUCAUUAACGAACAUAGUAUACUAAAUUAUUGCAUGUAUACAGAGAGUUUGUUAUCACUACCAGAAGAUUAUGAGAAAUCAAGCAAAGAUGAAUAA